GCUUGCAAAACCCCGAUUUCCUCGAACCGCCUCGCCUCCCCCGCCCGCAGUUCGCGCUCGAUUUGCGGCGGCCGCGCCGCCACUCCAUCGAGCUACCCGGCGCCGCUUCACCAGGGCGACCGCGCUGCCGCUACCUCCUGUAAGCGCUCCUCCGCGGCGUCGCAGAUCAGCGCUGUUGCCAAUGGUGAUUCAGAGCCUCCGUGAUAUUUUCAGUGAUCCUGAGAUAGACCGUACAAAUAUGACACCUGAGGUGAAAAAAGCUAUAGCAAACCACAGAAUGAAGAAGUAUAAGAUGAUAUGUUUCUUUGGAGCGGCUUUUGUUGUUUGGACUGAUAAAGCAGCUCUGCUCAACAGGAUCUACCAACACAACCAUACGUCUGCUCAAUUGUGCACAUUUUAUUUCAUCAUUGCCCUCGUUUCAGUAUUGCUCGGCAUUAUUGCCUCUUCUUUUCCCGAUACUGCUCCUUGGGCAAUGGUUGUGGCAUGGAAUGGCAGUUUGCAGGCCUUCCUAUUUCUCAACGCGUGUUUCCACCUUAGGAUGAUUGAGCUUUAUCCGGAGUUGCUACACCUAACAAUAUCAUUUAUGGUCACAUCUGUGAUUUUUAGUAUCUAUUGGUCUUUCUGGGCAAGAGAUCCCACGGUUCGUUUGGUGGAAGCUGCACGCCAUGAGUAGGUUCCUCUGUGGUCAAGAGCUGGAUCGGUAGGGUACAUCAAAUCUUGAAUCAUCAAUGUAUGCCUUCCAAGACUAGUUAGGUGAUCAAGCAAUGGUUAAAGUUCUGAAAUUUGGGAAAUGAACUUGGGUAUACUGUCUGGAUUUCUUAUGACCAAAUGAUGAUGUGAUGGUAUGAGUUAUCUGGCAUCGUGCAUGAUUUAGAUUUAGUUCUGUCUACUGAUGACGAUUUCCUUGUGGCAAUUUGAAUAUACUAGGAUUCUCUGCAUUAUCUCUUUAUGCUGUUAUGAACUUUGGAUGGGUUCAACUGGUUUAUAUACUUGCCAUUUGGGAUUUGUCCCCUGAAAAAACUAUGUUAUUUUUU
Messenger RNA from Setaria italica (foxtail millet), 1034 nucleotides. RefSeq lists its product as uncharacterized. The record is from RefSeq and is a predicted model, not a curated record. Lineage: Eukaryota; Viridiplantae; Streptophyta; Magnoliopsida; Poales; Poaceae. The coding region runs from base 182 to 673 and encodes 163 amino acids. The transcript has 4 exons.